This is a messenger RNA of Apiotrichum porosum, 849 nucleotides long. RefSeq lists its product as uncharacterized. The transcript has 8 exons. NCBI's taxonomy places the organism in Eukaryota, Fungi, Basidiomycota, Tremellomycetes, Trichosporonales, Trichosporonaceae. The record is from RefSeq and is a predicted model, not a curated record. Bases 1 to 849 code for a protein of 282 amino acids. Gene Ontology annotation, molecular function: zinc ion binding; ferrous iron binding; oxidoreductase activity, acting on single donors with incorporation of molecular oxygen.
AUGACCGUCACUACAUCGCACCCCACACCAUGCUUCUUCUUUUCCCAUGGCUCGACGAUGAUGCUAGGCGAGGAUUCGAAGCCAGGUCGCUUCUGGGAGAGCGUCGGUGUGGAGGCCAAACGACGCGGUGUCAAGGGCAUUGUCUUCAUGGGAGCUCACUGGGAGGUUACUGGUGAUGCUUUCGAAGUUGCUUCCAACCCCACUGAGCCCAUGAAGCAGCCCAUUGGUGCGGUGGAAGCGAAGAAAUACGUCAACCUCCCCUGUCCUAUUGAUCCCGACCUGGCUGCCAGGGUCCGCGACCUCAUGGUCGCCAAGGGCAUCAAGACCAAGCUGAACCCCAACAUUAUGCUCGUUCACGACAUCUACAUGGUUCUGCGUUGGAUGUUCGGCUCCAAUGGACCGACUCUCCCCUUCACUGUCAUUUCGUCAAACGCAUACUACGACCCUUGGACCGUUGUGGACAUUGGAUCUGCCGUCCUUACUCCCCUCCGGGACUUUCUGACCCGCAGCCACAACCUUUACUGGAACAAGUGGUCUAACAUUGUGUUCUACAAGGACAACUUUGCCCAGCAGGAACCAGCCGCAGAGUUUGCCGUCGACUUCCGCAAUGUCGCUCAUGACGCUCUCACUCAAAACACUGGUCCGGCCCUGCGUGCGGCUGCCAUGCGUCUCAUGAGGCACCCCCAGUACCGUGAUGCACACGCCACCGAUGACCACUUUGCUCCUGUACUGUUUGUAGCUGGUGCUGCGGGAGGCCAAGACGACAAGGGACCUAACACUGCUCCGGCUGAAUGCUGGGAGCUGAUCAACAUGGCAAACACUCAAUUCCAAUUCGGCGAGUGGGAGUAG